CAGCAACCAAUUGCAGCCAACUGCGUCCGGUUUAACGUCAGCUCGAUUUCCUGAUGUUUCGAUAACUCCGGAUAAAGCGUUCUUACAUCUAUCUCCUCUAUAACCCUCUUCACAAAUGGCCAGCAUUACCAACCCCGAUGCUCGAAACGACCUGACGAAACGCGUCUUAGCGCAAAUGACGCUUUCGCAAGCAUCAAACCCACUCACUGCACCACUUCCUUUGCCAAAAGAGAAGUUCACACCUAGCGAACGAGCUCGACGACGUUUUGCCAUCGAGGGCAACGCCAUUGUCACUGGUGCAGGCGGCAUUGGGUUGUCUGCUAUCCGGGCUCUUCUCGAACACGGAGCAUCAGGAAUUGCCAUAUUCGAUGUUCCCGUGUCGUAUGCUACGUCCACCCCCGCCAUCGAUGAUCUGAAAAAGGAUUUUCCUCAAGCCAAGAUCGCCACAUAUAACGUGGACGUGAGGGACGAAGAGCUGGUCAACAAAACUGUCGAUCUUGUGACUGAAGACUUUGGUGCGGUUGAUAUGCUACUGUGUUUCGCUGGUGUAGUGGGAUGUGAGCAUGCGCAUGAGCUCAAGGCAGAUGAUUGGAAACGGGUGAUGGACGUGAAUGUUACUGGGAGUUGGUUUUGCGCGCAGGCUGUUGGGAAGAAAAUGAUAGCUCAAAAAUCAGGCGGUAGCAUCCUCUUCACGGCAUCCAUCUCCGGACAUCGAGUCAAUUUCCCUCAGCCCCAAGUCGCUUACAAUACUUCCAAAGCUGCUGUGCUCCAGCUUACUCGUUCUUUAGCCGCCGAAUGGUCGUCCUUUGGUAUCCGUGUUAACUCUCUUUCUCCUGGAUAUAUGGACACCAUCCUCAACGAAGGUGCUGGGCUCGCUGUCAGCCGGGCAAUAUGGGCCGACCGAAACCCCAUGGGCCGAAUGGGUGAUGUCGAGGAACUAAGUGGCGCUGUAAUCUUACUCUGCAGCAAACAGGCGGGAAGGUAUAUCAAUGGUGUGGAUAUUGUCGUUGAUGGCGGAGGUAUCAUUUUCUAAGCUCAGGUACUUAUUUUGAGUUAGAACACUCCUUGAACAAAAAAUUCCCUCGCAGAGACUCCGAUCCGUGAACUGUAGCAGCUAAAAUUGUAACAAAUAUACGGUCAUA
Messenger RNA from Lentinula edodes (shiitake mushroom), 1142 nucleotides. RefSeq lists its product as uncharacterized. The transcript has 4 exons. Gene Ontology annotation, molecular function: oxidoreductase activity, acting on NAD(P)H, oxygen as acceptor. Lineage: Eukaryota; Fungi; Basidiomycota; Agaricomycetes; Agaricales; Omphalotaceae. Bases 116 to 1033 code for a protein of 305 amino acids. The record is from RefSeq and is a predicted model, not a curated record. Gene Ontology annotation, cellular component: intracellular anatomical structure.